This is a messenger RNA of Marchantia polymorpha subsp. ruderalis, 2395 nucleotides long. The record is from the annotation of a GenBank genome assembly. NCBI's taxonomy places the organism in Eukaryota, Viridiplantae, Streptophyta, Marchantiopsida, Marchantiales, Marchantiaceae.
GACAGGGGAUAGGACUGGAGAUGAAACGAGAGUGAUCAGCCACCGGGAACAUCGCAGGAACAAGAACUCGAGAACCAUCGAACAGAAGCGAGCUCUCGUGUCGGAGGAAUGGCGGCCCGGUGGGUGGUGCCAUGGGUGUCAUCCCGAGCAGCACCGAUGGUUUUCUCCUGUGGUGCACGAUCGAGUGCUCGACUGCGACAGCAGCAUUUUCGAAAGCUGUUUCUCGGGGAAAGUUUUCUGGCGAGGCAUGUGAUGAGCUUCGGCGGCAGCGGGAGUAAGAAAGGCGACAGGUUGAAAAUUGUGGCAUCAUCGUCCACUUCUUCGCCAUCUCUCAAGUCCGCUCUGCCUCUCUCGGACCGUUUAGAGUGGAUCAGUAGAAGUCAUUUGUGCGGGCAACUCAGUGAAGCCAACGAAGGAGAGCGAGUUCGCCUUUGCGGAUGGGUGGCAUCGCAGAGGAGUCAUGGAAAUCUUACAUUUGUCAAUUUGCGUGACCACACUGGAAUUGUCCAGGUGGCGACAGAUCCAAUAAAGUUUUCAGAGGCGCAUCUGGCCGCCGAAAGAGUUCGAAUUGAGUAUGUCGUAGUAAUUGAAGGAACAAUUAGGUGUCGGCCUAAAGAUGUUAUCAACAAGAAGAUGGCCACUGGGUCGAUAGAGGUACUAGCAGAGCGUGUACAGCUGCUGAACCCCGUUCGCAUGGCCCUUCCGUUUCCGAUAACCACGGCUGAUAAUGAAAAAGUAACGACAAGUGAAGAAGUUCGCUUAAGGUACCGACAUUUGGACUUGCGACGCUCACAGAUGAAUCACAACUUGAGACUUCGUCACACGAUUAUAAAACUUAUACGAAGAUAUCUUGAAGACUCUCUCAACUUUGUGGAGAUCGAAACUCCAAUAUUAACGAGGUCAACUCCUGAAGGUGCCCGAGAUUAUCUUGUGCCAUCUCGAGUGCAGGGUGGACACUUUUAUGCCCUUCCUCAAAGUCCGCAGCUUUUCAAACAGAUGCUUAUGGUUUCAGGGUUUGACAGAUACUAUCAGGUUGCAAGGUGUUUUCGCGAUGAAGAUUUGAGAGCUGAUCGGCAGCCAGAAUUUACACAGCUUGAUAUGGAGUUGGCUUUCACGCCCUUGGAGGAUAUGCUCCAUUUGAACGAAGAGCUCAUGAGACACGUGUUUCGGGAGACAAGUGGCAUUGACUUGCCCAACCCUUUUCCGAGAAUUACAUACGCUGACGCAAUGGCUCGCUUCGGCUCUGAUAAACCUGAUACUCGCUUCGGCAUGGAGCUCACUGAGAUAACCGAUUUACUAGCAAAAUCAAGUCAUCCUGCAUUUGUGGAGCCUUUGAAGUCCGGUGCGGUGGUGAAAGUACUUUGUGUACCGGGCGGUUCCUCGAGGAUAUCUUCAACGCGAUUGAAGAAAGGCGAUGUCUUCCAAGAAGCUAGGAAAGCUGGACUGAAAAACUUGCCUUUUGUGAAGGUUGUUGAAGGAGGUUCUCUGGAUGAUUCAUCAGCUAUCAUCCAAAGUUUGGAUGUGCUUCAGAGAAAGGACCUGGAAAAGAGACUCGGGGCACAAGCUGGGGACUUAAUUUUGUUUGGUGUAGAUUCAACUGAUACCGUUAGUAGGGCGUUGGGUCGCCUUCGCACGUUUAUCGCUGAGGGCUUGGACUUGAUCGACAAGUCCUCCCAUGCGAUGUUGUGGAUCACUGACUUCCCAAUGUUUGAGUAUAACGCUGAUGAAGACAAACUUGAGGCUCUCCAUCACCCAUUCACAGCACCGCAUCCAGAUGACAUGGAAGACUUGAAAACUGCGCGGGCUCUAGCAUACGACAUGGUGUAUAAUGGUGUAGAGGUUGGAGGUGGAAGUUUGAGAAUGUAUCGGCGGGAUAUUCAAGAGAAGGUGCUCGCCGCUAUUGGGUUGACUUCAGAGCAGGCGGAAGAGAAAUUUGGAUAUCUUCUAGAGGCCUUCGAUCUUGGAGCUCCUCCUCAUGGAGGCAUUGCAUAUGGACUGGACCGCUUGGUAAUGCUUUUGGCUGGUGAGAGUUCGAUCAGAGACGUAAUAGCAUUUCCUAAGACAACUGCAGCACAGUGUGCUCUAACGAAUGCUCCAGCUUUGGUAGACGCUCAACAACUGAGUGAUCUCUCCCUUUCGAUUAUAGAAAAGGUUACAGUUGCGUAGAAACACGUAGGAAUAUUAUAGAGUUGACGUGACUUGAUCUGAACCCAGUCAGGAGCACCAUGAGAUGGAUAUCAUUGUAGAAAUUGAUACGCCAUUCGUGCACAUGUAGCGAAGUGUUUGCUAAUGCUUAAGGGUGUCAUUUUUGGCAGUGUUUUUGCCACGUGCUCAAUAUUUUCCACGUUUUGUGCCGUGGAUGGUAUUCGCUUAUUUCGAGAUGAAGUUAUUACAC